AUAAUGUUGUUAUUUGUGGAGAUGUCAUCCCGUGCAUGAAUCUGCAGUGCCUUUAGGAGCGAGAUGCACUGAUGGACACAAGCAAGCAGCAGGACAAAGUAUAACAACUCCUCACUCCCCUUCCUCGCCUGCCCUACCACAUCAGAUGACUGAGUAGAUCUGACUCUACUGCCUGCAGGCACCUGUGAAGCAUCCUGUGGAAAUUUACGAUAACUGGCAAUAAUAGUACCACUACUACUAGUACUACUGCUAAUAAUAAUAAUAAAUAAUAUCCAGCACUCAGCGAAGCAACAUGGAAUGUAGCACCAGAUGACCCAUGGAAAGUGAGUCAGCAAUGGAAGAUCUGCAGGUGAACAGGAGAGACAUGAUGGGUGGUCAAGUGGAGGAUGCCCCAUUGUAGGAUGGUCAGAGGCAACCUGGACAAAACAGUGAAGAACCAAGAGCAGAACCAACAAGCUGGGACGCAGAACCUCAGUCAGCCUGCAGCAGAGGCCUUGGGACCCGAACAGAGCCAAGACAAGAAAAAGCCAGAGAACCAAGAGCCAAAGAAAAGGCAGCAAGAUUUUCUCCACCAGGACAAGCUGCUUAAUCAAGACAACCCAGAGCAGGAAGCAGAGUCAGGCUGCAACUGGGUAGUAGACCGAACAUUCCUUGAAAACUGGCCUACGCACCUGCGUCCUUUCCACAGCGAGGCAGAGUAUCAUUUGGUGUCACAAACUCACGCACAGCUCCAGCACAGCGGGUUCUACUGGGGACCAAUGACAAUGGAGACAGCACAUGAAAUCCUCUCACACACGCCGCAGGGCACCUUCCUCAUCCGGGACAGCGGCCAACCAGAUGUCUUCUUCACUCUGAGCUACCAAGGUGAGGACGGACCAACGAGUGUUCGGAUCCUGCUGAAUAAGCAGCUCUUCAGUCUGCAUGGCAGCCACAAGACUUUUGUCUCCCUGUUCGCCCUGCUGGCGUUUUACACUAGCUCCUCAUCCAAACUGGUGCUGCCCUAUCGCAGGCAGAGGCCUGAGCUGCUCAAGCAGAUGUGCAGGAGAGCCUUGAUACGUGCAUAUGGAGCAGAUAGUAUACACACUUUACCUGGACUUACUGUGCAAGUUAAAGAAUAUCUCUAUGCCUACCCCUAUUGUACAUAGACAUACACACAUAGAAGAACAUGCCCACAUGAAUGUACUGAACAUGAAGUGUGCUUGAAAUGAUUCAUA
Messenger RNA from Myripristis murdjan (pinecone soldierfish), 1214 nucleotides. RefSeq names its product suppressor of cytokine signaling 1-like. Gene Ontology annotation, biological process: phosphatidylinositol phosphate biosynthetic process. The record is from RefSeq and is a predicted model, not a curated record. Lineage: Eukaryota; Metazoa; Chordata; Actinopteri; Holocentriformes; Holocentridae. Gene Ontology annotation, molecular function: 1-phosphatidylinositol-3-kinase regulator activity. Bases 387 to 1145 code for a protein of 252 amino acids. The transcript is spliced from 4 exons. Gene Ontology annotation, cellular component: phosphatidylinositol 3-kinase complex.